Messenger RNA from Nicotiana attenuata, 2379 nucleotides. RefSeq names its product oligopeptide transporter 2-like. Gene Ontology annotation, biological process: transmembrane transport. The coding region runs from base 71 to 2263 and encodes 730 amino acids. Gene Ontology annotation, molecular function: oligopeptide transmembrane transporter activity. The record is from RefSeq and is a predicted model, not a curated record. Lineage: Eukaryota; Viridiplantae; Streptophyta; Magnoliopsida; Solanales; Solanaceae. The transcript has 6 exons.
UACGAGCAAAAUCAAAGGCAGCUAAUCAAAACUUAAACCCUAGAAAUUCAACCCCUUUUCUUUUUCUUCCAUGGCUGUGACCAUGCAAGAAAAGGAUCCGGAAAACGUUGUAGCUGAAGAAGAAUCACCAAUCGAACAAGUUCGUUUGACUGUCUCAAACGACGAUGAUCCUUCAGUUCCUGUUUGGACAUUUCGCAUGUGGUUCUUAGGACUUUUGUCUUGUGCUCUCCUCUCGUUUCUUAACACUUUCUUCAGUUAUAGAGCAGAACCAUUGGUCAUAACUAUGAUUACUGUUCAGGUGGCGACGUUGCCGCUUGGUCGGAUUAUGGCUAGGGUGUUACCGACGAGGAAAUUUAAGAUUAGAUCGUGGGAAUUCACGUUGAAUCCAGGGCCGUUUAAUAUGAAAGAACAUGUGCUGAUUUCUAUAUUUGCGAAUGCUGGCUCGGCUUUUGGGAAUGGACCUGCUUAUGCUGUUGGAAUUGUGGAUAUUACUAAAGCCUUUUAUUUUAGGAACAUCUCCUUUUUGGCUGGCUGGAUUCUUGUGAUCGCCACCCAGGUUCUGGGAUAUGGCUGGGCAGGAAUUAUGAGGAAAUAUGUGGUAGACCCUGCAGAAAUGUGGUGGCCAAGUAGUCUGGUUCAAGUUUCUCUUUUCAGGGCUCUACAUGAGAAAGAAGAAGGGAAAUCCUCAAGAGGAAAAUUUUUCUUAGUUGUAUUAGCUUGCAGUUUUAUAUGGUACAUUGUUCCUGGUUUUCUCUUCCCAACAUUGUCAAGCUUAUCAUUACUUUGCUUGGCAUUUCCUAAAUCAGUAUUAGCCCAACAAAUUGGUUCAGGAAUGCAUGGCCUUGGAAUUUUUUCCUUCACUUUUGAUUGGGCUACUAUAGCAUCAUACCUUAGUAGCCCUUUAGUUUAUCCUUUCUUUUCCAUUGUCAAUGUCAUAGUUGGCUAUGUUGCAAUUGUCUAUAUACUAAUUCCAUUUUCCUAUUGGGGGUUGAACCUUUACAAUGCCAAGAACUUCCCUCUAUUCUCCGCAGAUUUAUUUAAUGCCCAGGGGCAGGUAUACAAUAUCACAGCUAUUGUUAAUGAUAAGUUUGAGUUAGACAAGGUAUCAUACGCGAAACAUGGACAUAUACAUCUCAGUAUGUUCUUUGCUGUCACUUAUGGCCUGAAUUUUGCAGCUGUUGUAGCUACUCUCACUCAAGUUGCUCUAUUCAACGGAAAGGAAAUAUAUCAGAGAUUCCGAGCCACAUUCAAAGGAAAGCCUGAUAUUCACACAAGGCUUAUGAUGAAAUAUAAGGACAUUCCGAACUGGUGGUUUUACAUAACCCUUGCACUUUCAUUGGCGUUAUCGCUUGUUCUGUGUAUUUUCAUGAAAGAUCAAGUUCAGCUUUCGUGGUGGGGGCUUCUCCUUGCUGCCUUUCUUGCCUUAAUAUUUACCCUACCAAUUAGCAUCAUAACAGCCACGACAAACAUGUCUCCAGGACUAAAUGUGAUCACGGAAUAUAUUAUUGGUAUGAUAAUCCCAGGGUAUCCAAUAGCCAAUGUGUGCUUCAAGACGUUUGGCUAUAUGAGUAUGAGCCAAGCUGUUUCCUUUCUCCAAGAUUUUAAGCUUGGUCAUUAUAUGAAGGUUCCUCCAAGAUCAAUGUUCAUUGUUCAGCUAAUUGGAACCAUACUUGGUGGUACGAUCAAUAUGGGCGUGGCGUGGUGGCUACUUAAUAGCAUUAAACACAUAUGCCAACCUGACUUGCUUCCUCCAAAUAGUCCAUGGACAUGUAAUAGCGAUAGAGUAUUUUUUGAUGCAUCGGUUAUCUGGGGAUUAGUAGGACCAAAGAGAAUAUUUUGGGGAGAUUAUAUUGCCCUAAAUUGGUUCUUUGUUGGAGGGGCAGUGGCACCAAUUUUAGUGUGGGUGUUACACAAAACAUUCCCAAGUCAAAGUUGGAUUAAACUGAUUAAUAUUCCAGUACUUUUAGGGGCAACAGCAGCUAUGCCACCAGCAACAACAUUGAACUUCAACAGCUGGAUUUUCUUUGGAAUAAUGUUCAAUUUUGUGAUUUUCAGAUAUAGAAAGAAGUGGUGGCAGAGGUAUAAUUAUGUGCUAUCGGCAGCAUUAGAUGCAGGAGUGGCUUUAAUGGGAGUGGUUCUGUUUUUCUGCCUUAGUCUUGAGAAUGUUAACUUUUCUUGGUGGGGAACUGGAGGAGAGUAUUGUCAUUUGGCUACUUGUCCUACUGCCAAAGGUAUUUUUGUUGAUGGAUGUCCUUUCACCUGAUUCUACGGAGUAAUUUUUCUUUUUAUUCUUAGGCUCCAGCUCCAUACUGAAUUAGAGAUAUGUUAAUCUUUGCACAUUUUUUUCCUUUUUCUGGCUUAAAAUUUUAUUUCGAAUUA